Messenger RNA from Erpetoichthys calabaricus (reedfish), 7364 nucleotides. RefSeq lists its product as uncharacterized. Bases 90 to 7364 code for a protein of 2424 amino acids. The record is from RefSeq and is a predicted model, not a curated record. The transcript has 36 exons. Lineage: Eukaryota; Metazoa; Chordata; Cladistia; Polypteriformes; Polypteridae.
UUUCGGUCCACCCACCAAUUCAUGACGACAGCCUACUUACAGGUGAAACAAACUCUGCUGAGAAGUACGGGCAAUCAAGUCUGUAGUUCAUGUCUAGAGGACUAAGAAGAAUGUCGCUCAGCUGUUAUUUAAUUUUAACUCUGUGGGUGGUUACAAUGUACGAACGAAGCGGUAUUGAGGGUUCAAGCUGGUUUUUGGGCUGUUACCAGUUCUGCUCACCAGUAUUUACAGAUGACGUAUAUUGGGCUGUUCCUCUGUCUGUUGUGACACCUCCCAUUUGUUCCAGAUACUGCCUUGAAAAAGGGUACAGCUUUACAGCUUUACGAAAUACCAGUUGCUUCUGUGCCACUACAUUUACUUUCCUCUCACUUGGCAAUCAGUCUUACAGACUCAGCAUAUGUGGCAGUAACUCAGAUAAAGGUUUUAAUGGUUCAUCCUUUUCUCAUAAUUCUUUAAAUUGUUUAACAAAUUAUAGUAGCAUAUGCUUAAAAUCCAUUGAAAGUAAUGUAAUCAGUCUGUCUACUGCUGAUAAAGAGAACAAGGACAGAGGCUGUGUAAAAAAGUGUACUAAUUCCUUGUGUCUUCCUUAUGGUGAUGGAAUAGACAAUUUAGCACUAUACAAUACCCUUGGUCCUUAUGUAAAGAACAUUAGCCUGAGACUUGUGACGGAGCAAUUGCAGAUAGACAAAUUUUUUGUCCUUGAAUUGUCUGGAAAUUUAGCAUCUUCUUUGGAUCAGUCUACAGGUAUUACAGAUUUAAAUCAAACAGUCUUUUCUCUUGUAAAACUUGCCAUCAAAUGGACUUCUGAAGAUCAAUUUACAUAUUCUGUGCCUGUGCUGUCUGAUGGGUCCUUCACAGCAUCUUUAAGCUGGGUUUACACUAAAUCUGGAACAUACCAAAUAAAUGCAUCUGUCAUGAAUCUGUUGUCCAUUCAGGAAUCUUGCAUUGAAGUAACUUCGUUCAAUCCAGUACCAGCACUCCUGGAAGUGAAGGUGAUACAAACACCUGAGCAAGUUCCAUCCUGUAUUACUUUUCCUGUGGACAGAGCCACAUCACUUGAGAAAGUUUUCCUGGGAGAACUAUGCAUUUUUAAUGCAUUUGUAUCCAUAGGGACACAUUUGAAGUUUCACUGGCAUUUUACUGACAACAAUAUCACACAUAUUUUAGGAGGUGAAUGUUCCAGAAAGGAAGACUGCCUGAGUAGCACGGUUAACCACACCUUUGAAAAAGAAGGAGUUUACAUUGUGGCAGUGAAUGUUUCCAAUGUGUAUGGUUGGGUUGAGAAAAUCAUUAGUGUGGCAGUUGUCCAACAAAUCCUUUCCAAUUUAACAUUUAAUGUCAUGGGUGAGCACUUGGUGAGACUAGGUGAAAAUGUCACUUUUGAGAUGGAACUCUUCACUACAGUCCGGCAACUUCUCUUUCUCAAUGCUACUUUUGAGACUGGCAUAACCCAUACCUACUGGCUUAGUGAUGACUCACCUGCCUUUGAAACCAAUAAUUAUCUUCAGCUGCUUGAAAGUUAUGGCUUACAACACUGCCUUUUUCGUGUAAGGAUAACUCAUCAGUAUAGCAAACCUGGAUGUUCUGAUGUUUCGGCUACUGUUUUUUCACCCACCAUGAUGGUUAGUGUAACACUGCCAGAGCAACUAGAAGUAUAUGACACAAUUUGGAAUAUAGUUCCAUCUGUGCUUUGGGAUACAGUUAUUCCCUCUGGCAUAAAUACAACUUUUCUGAUUUCAAGCUCUACAGAUAAAACUGGAUCUUUUGUUUCCUGGAGGAUUACAAAGGAUAAUUGUACCUUUGUCAACGCAACAACUUCAGCUUGGUCUUUUACAUAUUCUUUUCAGGAUUCCGGUAUUUAUAAUCUGAUGGCAGUAGCUUUCAAUCCACUCAGUGAGGUUUCAGUUGUUAGUGAACUGAUUGUGCAGGAGGCUAUAUCUGGGGUAUCACUUUUUAGUGAACAUCCUACCUGCAUAACUACUGGCUCUACAGUUGCCAUCUGGGCUAGCAUCCAGAAAGGAGUUAACGUCACAUACACAUGGGACUUUGAUACAAAUACAAGUUUUUCUACUGGCAAUUUACAGACAGCAUCAUAUGAUUAUACUGAGCCAGGAAUUUACUUUGUUACAGUGAAGGCAGAGAACCAAGUAAGCUCUAUAUCAAGUGAGCCACUGCAGAUUUUUGUGCAAGACCAAGCUAGUGGCCUUCUAAUUCAUAUUCCGAGCAUCAUUACAGUUGAAGAGAGUUCAUUAUUAACAGUAACUGUGAUGACUGGUACUAAUCUGACUCUAGAUAUUUUAACAAAUGGCACUCUUGCGUUCACACAAAAUGGCUAUGCGGCGGGUGUUCCUAUAAAUGUGGAAUUUGUUUUUAACCAAACAGGAUCUUUACAAGUUGUUGUUAAAGCUAGAAAUUGUGUGUCUACGCUGAUCAAGACUUUGGCAGUUUUAGUUGUAAGAGAGAUUUCCACCGUCGCCAUAGAGACAACACAGUUGCCAGUGUUGGGCGAAGGCAUUAUUCUAAUUGCAAAAGUCAAUGGAAUCAUUUGGGCGAACAGAAAUUAUAUUUACACUUGGACUCUUCCUCAGAAUAUUACAAUUGUAUCUGGGAGCCCUGCUUUGCUGUACAAUUGUAGCCACACUGACUCUCAGCUGAUUACUGUGUCAGUCACCAACUGUGCAUCAAAUGCUUCAUCUGAAAUUGAACUGAAUAUAUAUUUAGCUAAUGUUGGACCUCGACUGUUUCAUCAAGCAAAUGUGGGAGCAGGGGCAACUGUUCUUUUUACACUAAAAGCCUUUUAUGCAAAUGAAGAAUCUUUUGAUAUUUAUUUUGGUGAUGGAAACAUGAACACUUUGUUAUGCCCUACUGAGAGAAAUUUAAGCUGCACAAUUCAAUACACUUACUCAUUAGCUGGAAUUUACAGAGUAAAGGCAGAAUCAACUAAGGGAACCAAUAUUUCCUCUGUGAUCAUAGUUCAAGAAUACAUCAAAGACUUGCUUGUUAUUGGUCCUAAAACAUGGAAACUUACUGUAAGUGAACAAGUUCCAUCAUCUGUAACCUGGACAGCACAGAUCUCACAAGGAUCAAAUUGCAUCUAUCAAUGGACAUUUUUAAAUGGAACUGAGAAAACUGUCUAUAUAGGACCCAAUAUGUUUACGAUGGAGUUGCAGUCACCAUUAGAACUAAAUGGCAACGUGACUGUGAAGAAUGACAUUAGUGAGCUGUCUGCUGAUUUCUUCACUGUUGUACAGUUUCCUAUUCAGAAGAUUACCUUGGCUGCAAGCCAGGCAGCUCUUGGACAACUAAUGAAUAUUAUGGUAUUGGCAGAACCUGCUCAAAAUUAUGAGGUGUUUGUAAGCUUUGGUGACGGUCAUUACUUUCUUUCUUCAUCGAUGAAACUGUCACCAGAUAUUAAGUGCAACUCACAACAAUCAUGCACGUCCCAAUUUCAAAUGCAACACCAAUAUUCUGACCCUGGCAUUUAUAAUCUAUCUGUAGUUCUGUCUAAUUCUGUAAGCUCUGCCACAGAAGCCAGUAAUGUUGUAGUCGAAGAAAUCAUAACUGGUAUCCAAGUAUAUCUCAGGACUCCAACUGUGAUCAGAGUGUUUGAUUUUAUUAAUGCCACAGCAUCUGUGAAGUCAGGCAGUGAUGUUACCUUUGAAUGGCAAGUCUUGAAUUCAUCUCCUGCAGGAAGCUACUAUUUUAUUGACAGGAACACCAGUUUUAGCUAUUUGAGCUUUCUGGCACUAAAUCCAGGAAACUAUGUUGUUACAGUGAACAUUUCAAAUCCUUUUUAUAAGGCUCCAUUUACCAGAGUGUUACCAAAUCCUGUGAAAGUCUGUGGACCUAUUCAAAGCAUACAAGCUGAGUUUCCCCUUGGAGUUAAUUAUGCAGAGUUAAUUAAACAACAAGAUGGGACAUAUGCAACUCAACGGCUGAGCUUCAUUGUUUAUUCUCACUCAGAAGAUGUUACCUUUCUUUAUAAUUUUGAUGAUGGAACUCCGGUGUCGAAUGUUAAUAGUAGUAGGAAGGAUGUUGAUGGAAUUUCUGCAUCAUGCUACCAUAGCUUUAACCUAGCUGGUGUUUUCAGAAUAAGAAUUACUGUGUACAAUGUGUUUUUCAAUGCUACUAAGGAACUUGGUCCCUAUUAUGUGGAAAUAUUACCAAAAGACCUGUUUAUCUAUGUAAAUUGCAGUGUAGUUCAUAAAAAUGAUAUAGUUUUGUUCAAUGCAACAUUAAAAGAAGGAACCAAUGUAUCUUAUACCUGGAAAAUGGAUGAUCAAACAACUUAUGUCAACAAAGGCCCAGUUAUUUUGCACCAGUUUUUGACAACAUCAGUAUAUAAUGUGAGUGUAAUUGCUCAAAAUCAUGUGGGAACUGCCAUUUCCAGCACAAGUAUUUCAGUUCUUUACAGAAUACAACCUGUUUAUGUAUAUAGCAACCAGACCAUUUAUGCUACAGAUACAGAUAUAAUCUUUCAAGCAGUGACAAAUGAAAGAGGCUCUUUGAACUUUGUUUGGUAUUUUGGUGAUAAACCUCCACAGCAAACAUCUUCUCCUACAAUAACAACACGGUAUUCAACUGCAAAUAGGUAUAAUGUAUUUGUUACUGCCUCAAAUAAUCUAAGCUCCUUCACAUCAGACAUCUAUCCCAUCACAAUAGAGAAAAAAAUUAGCCUUAACCGGCUCUUGUUUAAUGCCUCUGUGUUGGUGAACUGCAGUGUAGUCAUGGAUUGCCGAGUUAAUGCUGCAUCCAAUGCUUCAUUUCUCUGGAAUUUUGGAGAUGGUACAGUUCGAACUGGUAAAGCCAUAGAAAAUCACGCUUAUAAAAGGGAAGGCGAGUUCACAGUGGAAGUGACUGUGUUUAACCGCAUCAGUUCUGCCUCACUUUCAAAGCAGAUUUUUGUAUUAAGUGCACCUUGUCAACCACCUCCAGUUAAAAAUAUGGGACCUUCUAAAGUUCAGGUGAGACGAUAUCAGAACUUGGUACUAGGGGUGACUUUUGAAGCUGAUAUCCAGUGUAGCAAAUUCCGUGGCAUAAUGUACAAGUGGAACCUGUAUGAUUCAAGUGGAGUUUCAGUAAUAUUUUUGCAGAUUGACACCAAUAAACAGACUAUUGAAAUCCCUAAAAAUUUUCUUCCAUAUGGAAACUAUACAGCUGUUGCAAAGGUCCAAGUAAUAGGAUCUGUGGUAUACAGUAACUACACUGUACCCAUUGAAGUGCUGCCAACUUCUCCUGUCAGUGUGAUUAGAGGUGGUACAAAUGUAUUCUUUUCAAAAAAUAAUGACUCCUUAAUAACUUUGGAUGGGCGUGACUCCUAUGAUCCUGAUUACCCAGAAAACAGAAUAAGCUUCACCUGGACUUGCAUGCCAGUUAGCAGAAUAUCUUCAGGAUGCUUUGACAAAAGUAUUAUUUUGAAUCUGGCAGUGGUCACGUUCACAGCAUCAUCACUUAAAAGUGAUUUUGACCAGUUCCAAUUCACUUUGAUGGUAAAUAGUGGAAACCGGUCUUCAACAUCAGAUGUUUUUGUGAAUUUCCAGAAAAAUAUACAAAUAGAACUUGGCAUAUCUUGUGCUAAAUGUAAGGGGAACACUAUCAACUGGAAUGAGAGGUUUUCAAUUAUAGCAGAAUGUGGCAUAUGUAAGAAUAUUUUAAACCACACCUUGGUUUGGAGUAUGUAUUUGGUAAAUGCUUCCAGUACACCAAAUGUAGAAGUUCCCUUUUGCAAAGUGCUUGACACCAACAGUCCAUCAAGUUUGUAUCAGAGCAUCUAUGUUUCGGCUCCAGAGGUGUCACCUAGUCAAGCUCCCUCUGUUUAUUCAAGCAGUUCAGUUUUGGCAUCUAACGUAGUCCCUGCAACAUCAAGUCUUGCUUCAGCUGAUCAAACUGUGGAAAGAAGUACCACUGCAUUUCCUGCCAACCAACGUGUUUUGUCUGGAAUAACAUUCAGUGACUUAUUUGCAAGUCAGGCUAUGUUCCCUUUGUCAGAAGAUAAAACCACCUCAAAGCAAGCCACAACAUCCAAGGAUCUUUAUGUCGUUCCCUUCUUACUAAUGGAGGGUCCAGCUUCAGGCGGAAGGUCAAGGCGGAAGAGAUCCAAUGCAGUUAGCCCCUCCAGCACAGCAAUAAGAGGUGUCACUACUGUAGAUGCAGCAGCUAAGGACACUUCCACUGCCUUGGUUGCUAAAAAAAAUGGGAACUCUAAAGAUAGCCUUUUAAGUAGCAGCAGUACAGGCACAAUUCUAGAGGAGCUAUCACCUGAAAUGGGGGAAUUUCCAAUUGUUCGUGAAGGAGCUUCAGUUACAGCCAUAAGUUUAAUCUCCAGUUCCAAUGGGAUGAAGCUUAAUGAAGAAAAAGUUAGCAGCCUUGUAAAUCAAACACUGAAUUUCAACAUAACAGAUCCUUAUGACUUUUACAAAGGAAUUGAAGAAGGAGGAGAAAAUUAUGACAGGCCUACAGGUGGAAGUUUUAAUAAUGCUGAUGGUGAAUCCAUAUAUGAUUCAAGUAAGGGAGGAGGAAGCAACCUUAUAGAUAACAGCAAUAACCCAUCUGUUGGUCCUCUUACUUCUACUCUGCUUGACUUAGACAGGAGACAAAUUGAUAAUAAUUUGUUUACUGUGUCUGGAGAGUCAUCUUUAAGCAUUACUUUUCAACCAUUUAUACUUCAACCAAGAAUGCUUUACUUGAUAGAGCUUUCUACAGAUUUAAACCAACAGCAACUUGGUAAAACUCAACUGUUCAUUUCUACAAAUGAAGCUCCCCAAGGUAUGACAUGCCUUUUGCAGCCUAAGAAAGGAUUUGAGAUUUACACCGACUUUAGUAUAUUUUGCACAUCUGGGAAGGAGGAUCUCUCAUAUAAAUACAGUUAUCAAGUUGGAAAUAAUUCUAAGACCAUUUUAUAUCAAGGAAGAGAUAUCCAGUACUAUUUUAACCUUCCUGCUGGGGACCCAUCUGAUAAUUAUAAAGUAACUAUUUACAUAGAAAUCAGCAAUAGAUUUGGUUCAACAACAAGUCCUUGUCCAGCAGUUGUGACUGUCCUUCCCAGUUUUCUGAGAAAUGAGACUUCAAGCUACAACCCAGAUGCUGAACUGUAUAAUUCAGUCAUGAGGAAUCUAUCAUCCCAUUUGCUAAUACAAAAUGAUGUAGAAACGAGAAACUAUAUAAUUCUUUUAACAAAUGUUCUUAAUCGCUUGAGUCAGGAUCAAAGGGGAGAUAGAGAUCUACAAAUUCAAGUACAAAAGGCCUUAAUUUCUUCAGUUUGUGGACUAAAUGUGAAUUCUCAGGCAGAACUACUUGAAAACCUAAAUGUAUUACAGAAACUCCUGAGCACCCGUCAACAGGGUAACAUGAAGACUCUGGUAUGA